AUGACGAGCGUCACGUCAACUUCGAACCAACUUUCGUUCUGUGGCAAGAUCAUCACAUUUAAUCACGUCGUAAGGGAAAACAAGGCCAGCGAGGUAACGUUCUGUGACUUUUCUUUCCAGCCGGAGCAUGAGGUGUUUAUGAAAGCAUCACAAGGAUCUGCUGUCAUCCUCCACAAAAGUGCCGCCCGCGUGGACGCUUUUAUCAAAUCAAAAAGCGUCGUUUGUGUUCAAAGUAGGACCUCUACACCGUGUGUGCUUGUCUCGAAAAAGAACAAGAAGUCAGAUUUUUUUCUAUAUAAAACUUUCAUUCUGAGCGACUCAAACCAGCUGAAGCCCAGCAUUGAGUUCUCACUCCCUCACCGCUUGAGUGGGGAUGUUUGUAUCCUUCAGGGUCCAACUGUGCUGUGGACACAUGGUGAUGCUGUGUUUCAUGCGUCAAGUAGGUCAGGUGAGGUCAAACAAGUACCUCUCCAGUUAUCCCACUGUCUUAUUGGUGAGCUCCCGCUAGUUAAGAGACAAGUGUUCAUACUGGGACAGCAACAGGGCUCAAGUAAACAAACAGUGGCCUACUUGCUUGGGAGCGGUCGCACUGUGGACGGUUCUCAGAUUUUACCUCAUCCUUACAUUGGCAUCACACAGUGCAUCAAUGUUCUGUCUGCGUGCAUAGCAGGCGACGUUCUGCGGUGCACUGUGGUUGCAGCCACUGCCAAUCGGCAACUUGUUUACUUGGAGAAUGGCGUGGUGGAACACACGUGCACACUCCCAUAUGAAAGUCCUGAAGCUAUACAAGUGGUCGACACAGGAAGAAAUGGAGUCAUCUUUGUCGUAGCUUUCGCCCAUGGCAACGCCUGUGCUGUGUGGAAGGAUACAUUUCAAAUCGCCACCCAGUGGUCAAAAGUGAGUUCUGUUCACGUGGAUGACUAUCUCCGAUGCGGCACAGAACAGAUAUUGUUGGUUUUUCACGAUGACCGUGUAUCGGGACAGUUGCUGGAUCAUUUCCUCAUCACGGACCUUUGCGGAAUCUCCUAUUCUCGUGGCGAGCAUUGCAGUGCAGCUGCAAAAAUGUCCCCUCCACCAGAGAACCACCUCACAAUGAAAGCUUUGGAGUCCAGACUGCAGAGUGGACUCAGCGCGCUGCAGGAGCUCCAAGGGGAAGUGAAAGUGAAGGACAAAGUUUUGCGGCAGUCAGUGCAAGUGCUUAUUGGCGUGGUUCAACAUCGAAAACCUAAUAUCACAACGCCUGAGCAGGAAGGACUCGUCGCUCUUUGGGAGAGUGAUGACGAGUCAAAGGAAGAGGCCACCGAUGACGAGACCAGAGUCAUGCCAACGGUGCUCUGCGGACCUCACAUUGACAAGUUUUGGCAUCGCGUCUCGGACGGACGAAUGGUCGUGGGAGUGAUACUCGCUGCCGACAGCUCAGUACCAGCAAUGGGUUCGAGCUUAUCCAUGGUGACACAGGCAAGCCACGGCUCGGCGCCCGCAGUCAUCCGGUCCCAAAGCCGUGUGUCGUGGCUCCCCCCACUCGGCGCCUCCGCCUUCCUGGAGCCGGCAGCCAAAAGAAGCAAGAGGCACCACGCGGGCGGCCUGAAUGAUCUCAACACGGCCAGACUCGCCGUGACUGCCGUGACCGAGCUGGCGCCUCUGUUGAACUCUGCCUGCGUCAAGUGCAAUGUCAUGCUCCAUUACACCCCGAGACAGGACAAUACAGCACUCGCCCGUCCACAGCCGAUGGUCCUCCAUUGUGGUCAAGUUAGUGUGGACGUUCACGCUGACUUCAACACCCAACUGUUGAGCAGCCCGGAGCUCAAAACAGAUAUGGCUCUGGAGGACUUGCUGUCUCUGUUGUCGGUGCUGGAUCACUGGACUUUCCGCAUAGAUUCCCCCGAUCACAGUUUGGGUGAUAUUGACGGCUGGCUGCAGAGGAGAGUGGGAUCUAAGAGGGUACAAGUAAGCCCUCAGCAUCAACUAUUCACUUCUCAAGGACUCUCAUCCCUCUCACUGUUGCGCUGGCAUCACAUCAGCCCGUUCCUAGGGGAACUGGCGGUCCACUCCAGCCACUUACAAAUGCUCAAGCUUUUGGACACCCUGCUAGAUUAUCUUCCAUCUUCCUGCUCCAUCCAGCCCAUCCGUGCAAUAAGAGAGAGGUCAUCCGACAUACUCGCUUUAGCUUUGGAGAAAGAAGUGGCAUCACUACGAGAGUUUGUGUCACCGCUACCGCGUGACGAACAGAAGAGCAACAAAAGGGUAAUGGGACCUGAGGAUAACCAUGACCCGGGCACGCCCGAGGGGCUUCAAAGUUGUAGACUAGCCUGGCAACAGGACGUGGAAAGGAGUCUGCAGAAUUUAAACCCACAGUUGGACGUGAGCAGGUACCGCAAGUUUAUCCAAAAGCUGUCUGACGCCCAGCUCGAUGGGGAUUUAGCCGCUCUCGUGGAGACUCAGAUGAAAUAA
Molecule: messenger RNA, 2451 nt
Organism: Nerophis lumbriciformis (worm pipefish)
Lineage: Eukaryota; Metazoa; Chordata; Actinopteri; Syngnathiformes; Syngnathidae
Source: RefSeq, a predicted model, not a curated record